Molecule: messenger RNA, 1776 nt
Organism: Fusarium poae
Lineage: Eukaryota; Fungi; Ascomycota; Sordariomycetes; Hypocreales; Nectriaceae
Exons: 2
Coding region: 1-1776 (591 amino acids)
Source: RefSeq, a predicted model, not a curated record
AUGGCGCCCAAGAAGACUCGAUCCAGGUCGCCCGACCCAAAUGACCGAGCACGGGUCAGCUCGGCGAUGCGCAAGAGAGGGAACACGGCGAUCAAGAAGAACUACAAGUUCGGCAAGGACUGCGGUACGAUCGCGGUGCUGUUGUUCUACAACAAGAUCCACGGAUUCUGGGACGGGUCAGUGUACACCCCCCCGGGGGAAUCACUACCAGAAAACACGGACGAGCUGAUACGAGACGUCGAGCGCAGGCAGGUCGUGUCCAACCACAAUCUUGUUCUGAGACCAGCAAGACAACGGAAGCAGCAGGAUAGGGCAAAGCCGUGCAAGGUCACAAAGUCCUACAAGGCCACGAAACCGGCACCGAGGCCGUCGCCCCGCGUACGCAGCCUUCGCAGUAGAAGACGGCCCGGUGAUGGAUCACCUGUGCCUGGAGCCUCGCCGGCUCAACCCCAGAUUACCGUUGCUGGCGAUGAGUCGGAGUCCGAAGAUGAAGAUGAAGACGAAGACGAAGACGAAGGCGGAGAUGGAGACGACGGCGCGAGUGUCUGGGACGUCCCCAGAAGUCCAGCGCCGAGGGAGACGCAACGUCGGAGUCGUCGGGGUCGUCGUAGUGUUCGCUCUGAUGCGGAUAAGCCCGUAGCUCGACGCCAGAACGAUGCCGCCCCAGGCACCUAUGCAGUUGAUCCUGUUCGCGUCGCUGAGCGUACCAACGAUCAUGUCAGCGACGACGAUGAAGGUGGCGACUAUAAACAAAAGCACCGAGGCCAAGCCCGCCGAGCCCGCGGCCGCAAUCGUCGUCGUGGGUUUGACGAUCAAGGCGAACCGGCAGAACCAAACAGGAAUGCCGCCUCGCACCACCUUGGCGACCAUGAGGUGGCACACGAGCAGAGCGCUGCGAUACCGUACACUUCUAUGGAGGACGGAGAUGCGGAAGGUGAGCCGUGGGGCGAACCGACGGCACCUCUUGCUCCUAUGGGUACGGCUGGUCCGAUGGAUGCUGCAGUUGACAUGGCCCACUGUGAUGAGGUAAGGUCCAUGGAUAUGACGACGGGGACGGAAGACGAUGCCUGGAUGCACUCGGCUAUCAUGGAGUUUGGUGACAUGGCGGAUAUGCCAGGUGCGCAGCACUGGGGUGACAUGCUGGAGUUUGAUGCCGACAACAUAGAUAUGCACAUGGAUGUGGACUUGGACAUGGGCCUGAUGGAUCAGUUUGGCAACGGGCAGCUAGCCAUCGACAUGAUGGGUCUUCCCUCAGCCGGCCCUGGUGUCGUUCCUGCGGUGUCCACAGAAGUCGGAGGAAACCAGGACGACCUUGGACUGGUGCAAGGCGACGGCGGCGACGCUAACGGUGAUGGUGAUGCGGAUGGUGAUGCGGAUGGUGAUGCGGAUGUUAAUGCCGAUGCCGAUGCUGGCAAUGGCACCAUCAAAAUGUUACAGCCCAGUGCUGUUACUGCCAGUGGCAGCCGCGUAUUCUCCACCCAGUCCAGUGAUGGUGCCCUUGGAGUACAGGCGCAGCGUCUGCUGGACGAGACGCAUCCUAGCCCACGGUCGAUCGGCGUUCCAGGCUGGCCCGACACUCUGGAACAUACCACAACUGCGGUUAAGGACGGAGAACGGCCGGCUCGUUUUGCUGGAAACCAGCUGUUGGCGAUCAUCGCUAAAGCAUUGUCCCAGAUGGACAGCUACGGAGAUGUUGAGCCAGAUAUCGGCGAUAAAAGUUGUUGGCCAAUGCAAAGUCGAGACAUGAUCGGUAUGCCGUUCGCGAUGCCGGCUUGA